AUGGCAUCAUCAUCAUCGAGAGCAGAGAUGGAGAAGAUGGGAAUCGAUCAAUUGAAAGCAUUGAAGGAGCAAGCAGAUCUGGAAGUUAAUCUUCUUCAAGACAGUCUUAACAACAUCCGAACAGCCACCGCCCGACUCGAUUCCGCCUCCGUAGCUCUUAACGAUCUAUCUCUUCGACCUCAAGGUAAGAAGAUGCUUGUACCACUCACUGCUUCUCUCUACGUGCCUGGGACACUUGAUGAAGCUGAUAAGGUUUUAGUUGAUAUUGGCACUGGUUACUUCAUCGAGAAAACAAUGGAUCAAGGAAAAGAUUAUUGCCAGAGGAAGAUUAACUUGCUGAAAUCGAACUUUGACCAACUUUAUGAGGUCGCAGCGAAAAAGAAAAUCGUGGCAGAUGAAGCUGGGAUGGUCUUGCAGGCCAAAGUUAAACAGUUACAAGCUGCAACCACGUCGUGA
Arabis nemorensis is the source of this 456-nucleotide messenger RNA. The record is from the annotation of a GenBank genome assembly. NCBI's taxonomy places the organism in Eukaryota, Viridiplantae, Streptophyta, Magnoliopsida, Brassicales, Brassicaceae.